Trichomycterus rosablanca is the source of this 1190-nucleotide messenger RNA. It is a transcript of the gene tmem119b, whose product is annotated as transmembrane protein 119b. The transcript has a single exon. The record is from RefSeq and is a predicted model, not a curated record. Gene Ontology annotation, biological process: positive regulation of osteoblast differentiation; ossification; positive regulation of osteoblast proliferation. Gene Ontology annotation, cellular component: plasma membrane. NCBI's taxonomy places the organism in Eukaryota, Metazoa, Chordata, Actinopteri, Siluriformes, Trichomycteridae. Bases 14 to 802 code for a protein of 262 amino acids.
CCUCAACUUAUCCAUGAUGGAAGAGGCUAGUGGUGUCAAAGAAUUCGACAAACAUGAGCUUACUUACAGCACAAGUGUCAGUUUAUACAGUCAAGAUCCUCUGGGACCCACAUCUGUCUAUACUGAAGGAGAGGAAACUACAACUGAGCACAACCUCUUGAAGGAAGUAUUGGGCUUCCUGCAAGAGAACCUCUUUCUCAUUUUGGUUAUCACUGGACUGAUCAUCAUCAUAUUCCUCCUCAUCUGCUCAGCGGUGGUGCUGAGCCGCAGACGGAAGGUGAGUGCCUACUACCCGUGUGCUUUUCCUGCCAAGAUGUACGUGAAUGAAUCGGAUAAGACUGGAGGAGCCCGGAUCUUUUGCGAGGUUCCUGAGAAACCACCAAGCAGUUCAAUGGAGGAGCCAACCAACAGAGCCAAGCGGCUCCAAGAGGACAUCCUACUGGCAACCAAAAACCUUCGAACCCCAACAAAAUGUCCAUGGAAGGAGGACAAGACAAAGCUGUCGAAACCUAAAUCUGCUGAGCAGGCUGAGCAGGAGAAAGAAAAUUCUAGGAUGGCAGAGGAAAAGAAUCCAGAGCAGUGUGUCACCGAGGAGGCUGAAGAGGAGAUCAGCUCCGGAACGUCCCAAGAUACGGCGCCUGUUGGCCACAUGGAAAAGUCCGACCCUUCUAAAUCUGAGACGGCUUUAGAAAAUGAACAUCCAUCUGGCUCAAAUAACUUAGAGACUCAUGAGGAAAAAGACAAACAAGAAGUUGUUGCUCCAGGCUUGUCGUUUAUCAGUGAAGAGAAAACGGCAUUUUAGUACAACCAGCCAAGUAAUUUUUUGGAAAGACAAUGUAAUACUUAAAUGAUGUGCUUAUAAAAAUGUCAAAUUAUGGACAAUGUAUGGACAAUUUUUGUUAUUUUGCUGCAGUUGUACUUUCCACCCAUUUUGGUGGAUUACUUUAAACACUACACCAAACUAGCCAAUAGAAUUCAUGCAUCUUAUAUUAUGAAAUUAUGUUCUGUUUCUUUGAAUUAAAAGCAUGUGGUACAGUGGUGCAGCUGGUAGAGUGAAUGACACACAGCAACAUGGGUCUUGGGGACCUGUGUUUGACCCUUGCCUCUGGUCAAUGUCUGUAAGGAGUUCUCCCUGUGUCCAUGUGGGUUUCCUCCAGGUACUCCGGUUUUCUCAUGCAGAAAGUGAACUG